Molecule: messenger RNA, 3556 nt
Organism: Tuber aestivum (summer truffle)
Lineage: Eukaryota; Fungi; Ascomycota; Pezizomycetes; Pezizales; Tuberaceae
Source: the annotation of a GenBank genome assembly
GGGGCGAACCAUGCAACAACAACAACAACGAAACCACAUGCGACUGCAGACAAUUCACCCAAUUCGCCUACCAACCUUCACGCCACCGUGGUGUCCAAGUCCCAAUCGUUGAGAGGGCGCGAAAAGCGCAACGGAUCAUUGGUGCCCGUAGUCCGAUGUGCAAAAAGUUUGGUGUGGAUUGGCAGCUUUAUCGGUCGGACGAAAAUUCGGUAGUCGGUUGUCGCGAGUGAGUGAAGGAGGCUCGGAUACCAUAGCAUUUUUCUUCCCUUCGAACCCCUGGAACUGCCGACCAACCUCAAACACCCAGACUCAACACACGCCUACAACCUACGGAUACAGGUCCAACGUUACCUAGCUCUUCUAAGACUAGAUCCACUAUUACAAUAACUUGGGGUGGGGCGGAUCGCAGGACAUUUCGAGAGGGGGGGAACGUUGCUGCAGUGGGCGAUAUGGCUGUUCCACUUGUCGGCCGGCUCCAUCUGUAUAGUCCCUAUCUCUUGUGAUACCCGUUUCUCAGUUUCCUCCCGUGGCCGGUUGCGUCCCUGGAGUGUUUUUUUUUCUUUUCUCCCCUAGUUUGUGGCCUGUGGACGGAUAGUUGAAGCCUCGGGCUUUGUUCGGAGCGUCUUCGCUGAACUUGGGGUCGACGAAUUUAUUACUGACAAUAUCUCCAGCAUGGAGUAUUUAGCUCUGCUCUUUUCGUUUCUGUUCCUUAUCUUCGAAAGUAUUAUUCGGGUUAUCACCUUGGCGUUGCGUGAGUAUUCGCCCUCUACGUUCCUCAGGUUUUGCUGAUUGCUCACUCGGGGUUUUAUCUUUAGCGGCAUCGGUCAUCAAUUUUUGUUACACUAAAUCACGCACGUUGUUUAAUUCGUUUUCAUCGAGAAAGUACACCACAGUCUCUAGCUCUAAACAGGAGAAGGAUAUUGUCGCCCAUGUAAGGAAGGCGGAUGGUUUUAUUGAGAUAUGUGAGAUUUGGAAUAAAGGUGACUGGAUUGUUGAGGAGCACGUUGUCCAGACGGGCGAUGGAUAUCUUCUAGGUUUGCACAGGCUGCGAAAGAAGGGUGGAGGGGGGGAUAGGAGCAAUAGAUGUCGCGAUUCUGAGAGAGGGGAGGGUGGUAAAAAAGUCGUUUAUCUGCAUCAUGGUGAGUUGCUCAUUGGCAGUGGGGAAUUUGAUUAUUUAUUUAUUUUAGCUCACGUUUCAUGUGAUCAGGAUUGCUUAUGAAUAGCGAGGUUUGGGUUUGUUUAUUGGAGAAGGAGUGUUGCCUUCCGUUUGUCCUUGUUGAGAGGGGGUACGACGUUUGGGUAUGGCUUUCCCGAUAAUGGUGGCAGAGCGCAUUUCUAACCACCCAAAGCUGGGGAACAAUCGCGGAAACAAAUAUUCCAAGAAAUCGAUCAAUCAUCCAUCCUCAGCUCCCAAAUUCUGGGAUUUCAGUAUGGAUGAAUUUGCGUUUCACGAUAUUCCCGACUCAAUUAGCUAUAUCCUGUCGACUUCUAAGCAGAAGAGCUUAAGCUAUAUCGGAUUCUCACAGGGAACAGCACAGGCUUUUGCUACCCUAAGUAUCCAUCCGGACUUGAACGAAAAGGUCGAUGUUUUUAUUGCUCUUGCUCCUGCUAUGAGUCCUGAAGGCUUAUCAAAUCCCGUCGUUGAUGCUCUCAUGAAAACUAGCCCUAAUAUAAUGUUUUUGUUUUUUGGACGGAGGAGCAUACUAAGUUCGACCACCUUCUGGCAGAGCAUUCUAUGUAGGCACUUCUACUUCCCAUUUAUAGGUCCUUGCUGACACUCCCUCAGACCCUCCAAUAUUUGUUCGUGUGAUUGAUGUUGCCCUCAAAUUCCUCUUCAACUGGUCCGGGGCCAAUAUAUCUCUUCCUCAAAAGAUUGCUGCAUACUCAAAGCUUUACUCUUUUACCUCCGUCAAGAGUGUGGUGCACUGGUUUCAAAUCAUUCGCAAUAAGUCUUUUCAGAUGUACGAUGAUGACAUGCAAUCCCCAAUAACCACUUUCGCUGGCAAAGGCUUUUACAAGGUGGCAAAGUUCCCAACUAGAAACAUCACUACGCCGAUUACUUUAAUUUAUGGCGGUAACGACAGUUUGGUGGACAUCGAUGUCAUGUUAAGGGAGCUACCCGGGCACACAAUUGCGAAGGAGGUUGAACAUUAUGAACACUUGGACUUUUUGUGGGCAAAGGAUGUUCACAAGCUGGUCUUUCCGCACGUCUUGGAGGCUUUAGGAGCUUACCCCGCUGGCGGUGAUAAGGAAACAACAAGCGAACCUUGCCCGAAGCUAGUUUUAGAUCGCGACGCUCAACCUUCCUUCUCGCCAACAAAGAACCCCGCAGCCCACCCCGUAGGAAAGCACGAUGGAUUGCCCUCUUACUCAGAUGAUGAGCGGGAUGCUACGUCUUCAGCUGCGGGUGCGCUUGGUAUACUACCACUCCCAUUCUCAAGGUCCAAUUCUCCCGCCGAGCCAUUAGCUAUUGGAGACCCUGUUCUAGACCCCUCAGGAGACAUUGUUGACCCUUUGGCUCCCUCUAGUGAGCGAGUCCUGGAGCCAGCCAGAAUCGUGCCAACCCGUAUCAGCAACCCGCAACCCAAUUCCCGGAGAUCUGGAAGUGUCUCAAGUAUGGAUAGCACUGGUAGAAGCCUUAUUGGCCCUGCGGGUAUUGCUUUAGGUGCUGGGAGACCAUCAACCGCUGGCGUAUCCACGGGGGUUGUGGUAAAAGGCAGCCCUGGCGAUAAGAGGAAGAAGAGAGAGAACAGCAUCGGGAGUGCGGUUACGGGCUUAGCACAGCGGAGCAGUGUCGGGGCUCAACUUCAGCAGGAUAGGCUAUGAAGAUUGUAAGUGCACGCUAUAGGUCGAUGGGCGGGGGGUUUUUUUGUUUUGUUUUGAGCGUAGACAAUUGUUCCCUCUUUCCUUUCUUCCUUUCUUUCUUUUCUUAGCUUGGCGAAUUGUUAUCCUACCAGGAUUGCACCACAAUAUCAAACCUAUCACCGAGUAAGUUGUGUUUAUUUCAGGGUUUCAGUGUUUAUAUUGCUGGGAACUACCGGUCGAUGAUAUAUUACAAGGUGCCCCUCAAAAUAGUUGGGAGUUGGAACGGAAGAACAUCAGACAAGGCAAGCGCAGCACACCCAGAAAUAUCAUUUGCGGUAUGAUACAAAAAAUUGGAAUGGAAAAAUAUCAGUCAGUGCACUGGAGAAAACAAAGAAGGGUGCAUAAAAUUAGUCUCCACUACAUGGUACACACCUUGCGGAACUAUUAGAAGGGUUUCCGGGGGGAUUGCCAAGUACCAUGGAUUUCCCGGUAACAGAGCUCGAUUGACCGGCGGCCGUCUUUUGGAGGGUUGAUGGACCGGCUGUUGAUAGUACCGGGGCACUACAAGGAUCCCAAGCGCCCGUGCAGUAGUGCGCAUCGCGCAUCGGGGAGUACAGGUGCUCAUACAAUUCUCUAAAGACCACCCCCGUCCAAAGCUGUAGUUAAUCAAUUGGCCACGUAAUGGGUACGGGUACUGGUUAGCCAGGCUGGUCAACCUAAGCAUGGUGCUGGGGGAGUGGAGGCUCCAUCG